This is a messenger RNA of Limulus polyphemus (Atlantic horseshoe crab), 1707 nucleotides long. RefSeq names its product phosphatidate cytidylyltransferase, photoreceptor-specific-like. The transcript has 3 exons. The record is from RefSeq and is a predicted model, not a curated record. Lineage: Eukaryota; Metazoa; Arthropoda; Merostomata; Xiphosura; Limulidae. Gene Ontology annotation, cellular component: endoplasmic reticulum membrane. Gene Ontology annotation, molecular function: phosphatidate cytidylyltransferase activity. The coding region runs from base 16 to 390 and encodes 124 amino acids.
GAUGUAUAGAUUUGAAUGAACUCUCUCUUUUCUUUAAAGUUGGGGCUGCCGAAGACAAUCACUUUGUACCCAUUUGUGCUCCAUUCCCUGGCCCUCUCUCUCUUCAGCUCUAUCAUUGGACCAUUUGGAGGCUUUUUUGCUAGUGGUUUUAAGAGAGCUUUUAAAGUCAAGGACUUUGGAGACAUCAUUCCUGGUCACGGAGGAAUAAUGGAUAGGUUUGAUUGCCAAUUCUUGAUGGCUACAUUUGUGAAUGUUUACAUUCACAGUUUUAUCAGGGCUCCAAAUCCACAAAAACUGAUCCAUCAGUUAUACAACUUGAAGCCAGAAGAACAGCUGCAGCUUUUUAACAGUCUGAAAGAUUCAUUGACUGCUCAAGGUCUUCUUCCCUGAAUUGUUGUCCUCAUCCUGUUUCCUAGCUUUUUGUUGUUGUUAGUACAAAUUAGAGCUAGUCAUUUAAUGUGUACGUGGAAAUUGUUGGCUUAGUUUUUGCUGCAAGUGUUUCUGUUGGUGUGUGGAAGUCAGACUCUGUAUCAGCAAUAUUACGAUAGGUACAAAUCUGGGUAGGGAAAGAUUAGAAUGAUUACUACCUACAGAUCAAGAUUGUAGUAUAAUUAUCUUUUCACACGUGAUAUUUCUGAAUCAAGAAAAGUAAAAAAUCUCAAAAUGUCCAUAUUCUAAGUUAUUAGAAAUUUUUAAUAUAGGAGCAGUUAUUACAAACUUUGAAGUUAGUAAUAUCUAUCUUCAAAUACAAGUCGAACUCAUGAAAAAAUAAAAUUAAUAUUUAUUAACCUAAUAAAAAGUUUCACUUGUGUAAUAUCACAAGGAUUUUACAUACUUUACUGACAAAUUAGGUAAAGGCCAGUAAAAGUUACCUUUUGACGACCGUGUAAUAUUUGAAAAUUCAUCAUGAAAUGAAAGGAAUAGUUAUAGAUUUUGCUUGUAUUUAUUCACUGUGUGUUCUUUAAAGAAUUAUAUAUUAAAGAAUAUUUUAGCCAUUAUAGCCUUCACUUACUCCCAGAAAUGUGAAAAUUAGGAAGUUCUCGAUGUUAAUAAUUGUUGUUAAAAGGCAUCUCAAGUGUUGUGUGUUUGUGGAAUGUGCCAACAGUUGGAUAUUUUAAUUAAAUUAUACAUGUAAGUCCCACCAUGCUGGCAUUUUUAGCUUUACAUUAUUCACAAGUAGUUUGUUACGUGGUAACACGUCUCGCAAAAACGAUACAGUUUUAGUGUCAGACUUUUUCAAAUAAUAUUGUGCUUGUUUGUGUACAGUGUUUGACCAUUUUCUCGAUAUAAAGUUUUAAUUUCAUUGAUUUUAUAUGCAAUUCUUGUUUAUCAUGAACAACCGGAUUCUUUUAAUUGAAGUAAUAAAAGUCUUAAGUCUAAAUAGGAAAAACUUGUUUGAAAAACCUUUUUUGUAAACAGAUCAGGGGGUUUGAUUAUGUAAUUUUCACUUAAGGUAGACAGUACACACUCUUAAGUAAUACUGUAACUAAAGUAUUAAACAUUUUCUCAAGGUCAAAUUGUAUUGUGUGUAAAAAUAAAGAUGACGUGCAAUUACAAAGUUGUUGAAGGAGGCGGUGUCAGUAAAAUACGGACAGAGGUUGAGAACGAAGAAACUUAUCAAAAAUAUACAAAACAUGAAAUAAGGCUGAGGACGAAGAAACUUAUCAAAAAUAUACAAAACAUGAAGUAAGGUUGAGGACGAAGAAA